Anneissia japonica is the source of this 3232-nucleotide messenger RNA. Its product is annotated as retinol dehydrogenase 8-like. Gene Ontology annotation, molecular function: oxidoreductase activity. Lineage: Eukaryota; Metazoa; Echinodermata; Crinoidea; Comatulida; Comatulidae. The record is from RefSeq and is a predicted model, not a curated record. The transcript is spliced from 4 exons. The coding region runs from base 38 to 799 and encodes 253 amino acids.
GCGCUAAUUCUAUUUUUAAAUAAAGGUGUACGCAACGAUGAGGAACAUAUCAAAAAAAGCAGACCUGGAAAUCAAGUCGGGUGACGCUUUAAACAAAACGUUAUUCAUCCGCGAACUUGAUAUAUGCAAAUCAUCGACAUUUGAACCGGUCUUAGAUGAGAUUAUCAAAAAUGAAGGCACGCUCGACAUAGUCAUACAAAACGCCGGUGUUCCGUGUGUUGCUAUGUUAGAAACGUUGUCCGAAACACAGAUACGCAGCGUUAUUGAGACGAAUCUCAUUGGUCCUAUAUUGCUCUCUCAGCGAAUUGUACCAAUCUUGAAGAAACAAAAGUCAGGUCAUGUGAUCGUAAUAUCAAGCCAAGCGGGAUAUAUUGGCGUUCCUUAUAACGAGAUAUAUUCGGCAAGUAAGUUCGGAAUCGAAGGUUUUUCAGAGGGUCUGGCAGCUCAACUUGCUAUUGAUAAUGUUCAUUUCAGCUUAAUAGAGCCAGGCCCUGUACUAACGGAUAUCGCCAAGAAGGUUGGCUCUGAAUGUCGUUCGGCAAUCGCUUCAGCAGAAGUCGAUGAAGUCACUAGAGAACGUUUCACGGAAUAUUUGACGUCGAUUACGGCUAAAUUUCACGAAGUAGUGCAGCAAACUGAGGACGUGGCCGACGUAAUCAUAAAGGCCCUCAACGACGAGAAUCCACACCUGAGGUACCAGACGAGCCAAUACCAGGAGUCGGUUGCUAUGAAAAAACUUGUUGAUAUAACUGGGGACUCCAAUUUAAAUCACAUGUUAAAGCACUUGAAAGACAAUUGAAUUACUGUAUUCCUGUUACGAGAGUAGAUAUUUUUGCCUUAGCUGAAGUCCUCAACAUUUAACAUUCUUAUCUGUCAAAUUCAUUCCGUAGAUUUAGUAGUGUUUCAAUUAAUUUUCUUUAUCGUAGUAUUAAAGUAAAGUAGUACUUUUUAAAUAUUAUGAGCUUGCCUCUCCUGGAGAUCCUCGGCAACCGCAGCACAGCGCCACUACGGUGGAGAAUUGGGCAAUACCCUCCUGAGACUUGGCUUUCGGGGAAGCGGUUGGAACAAAAGUUGUGGCUCGUACUCCAAACCUUAAGGUCGUGAUUCGAGACCUUCGCUGUGCAAGUCGCUGUGUCUUUGGGCAAGGCACUUUAUCCACGCGUCUCUCUCCACACAGGAGUAUAAGUGCCUAGUAAGGUUCGAGUGCAAAAUUCGUUGAUUUAUUACUUUAUUCGCUGAUUUACUACUUGCAGGAAGUUAUGAAAUGCUCCCGCAAAAGGCAUUGUUCCAGUGACUGGUAAUUAGGCAUAUGUGGAAAGGCUCUCUGAGACUUGGUUGUGUAGAGCGUUAUAUAAAUACCGACAUAUUAUUAUUAACAAAUGUCUCCCAAAAACUCUGCUGGCAAUUUAUUAGUCUCCCGGAAGUGGUUCCUUCCAUCUUGGGACCGCAGUUCAACGCACAUACAGUAGCUACCUCAGUUAAGCUGACUAAGCUAAGCUGCUCAUACGUUUACAUGUACCUUGAAUAAUAUGAAUUAUCAUUAUAGAUUUCCUUUUAUUAUUUACUUGGUCUUUUAUUGCUUUGAAAACAGAUUUAAAAUAGUGGGAAGAGCAGGCCACCCAAGGUGUACAUUGUCAGUCGCCACAGCUACAAAUAACCGAUAGUAUGUAAACUGUGAAAAAGUAUGUUAUGUAUACAUAAAUGAGAUAAAUUUUAUAAUAAGAUUGUACAAUUAUUAUUACACAGUAUUACUAUUAUAAGUAUUAUUAUUAUAAAUUAAAACAUUACUACUACUAAUAAUAAUAGUAUUAUUUUAUUAUUAUUACUAUUAUUAUUAUUAUUAUUAUUAUCAUCAUUAUUAUUUAUUGUUGUUGUUAUUAUUUUAGAUUAGAAAUAGAAGUGUGUGAUGGUUAUAACUUAGAAUAAGUCUAAGUAGUGCAGUUGUGUUUAGUCUGUGUAUGAAAAAAAAAAUGUUGCACAGGAUUUGAACAAAGACAAUAUGGAGGGAAGCAUCAAAGGUCAAAGCUAUUAGACAUACAAUUAAACAGAAUGAUACUAUGUUCUGUUAAUCUUUACGGUAUAUACAGCUUUCGAUUGCACGACGACGGUAGGACGAACGUAAUAACGUUACUAAAAGGCAUCUGCGUUAAUGUUAAGUUCUCCUCGUUGCGUGGAUUAUAGGACACAAUUUGGCCAACUCUACAUAACAGAGAACGUAGGACGCCCAGUAUCACGCAUGGCUAAUUCCGUUCUAGCGUUCUAGCUCAAUAAUUUUAGCCGAAUACUGCAACUAAUUUUCAAUAUCUGUUAAUUUUUAAAGCUUUACACAUAAACGGUUACAUGACGCCCUAUAAUUUGUUUAUAUGCAUUGACAGAGAUUAUAGGCAUGAAACACAAGAUAGCAUUAUUAACAAUUAUAAUAUAUUGUUCUCAUAAAACAUUUAUUAUUCCUUUCAUUUUUGUACAGAAGUUUAGUUAAAAAUAUAUAUUGAAAUGGUUAAGAUAUAAUCAUUAUCUGUUAAAUUAUUAAAUAUAAAGUAUAUGAAAGAGGAAUAAUUUUCAACAUUAUAGAUUAUUGCAAUUUCAAAUAAUAAUGAAAAUAGUAAAAUAAAAUAAGUAAGCCAUAAAAAACACAGACGCAGUAAUGCAUCUAAUAAAAAUAUAAAACUUUUAAUCAACAUGUUUAGACGUGUUACGUCAUCAUUAGGUAAUAAUGCUUAUGCUACUACCGGUUUAUAUGCUAACGGUCGGAUGUAAAAAAGCAAAUAUUGAGGUAAGCCAUGUAUAUAGAGUGUGAUAUUGUAAUGAGUUGUUUUUUGAGUGACGGAUUUCCCUAAGAAGCAACGUAAUGGCUUCUUUUAUUUUUAAGUUGAUAAGUACUGUAUUGUAAAAUACACAACGAUAAAGGGAAAAGGUAUAGCGUCCAAAGCAAGCAUUGAGCAAAAAUAUUAACUGUAUGAAUACAAGUGAAUGAUUUACAAUAAUUGAGAAAUUGACCGUUUGGAAAAUUGUAGCAAAAAUUGAGUAGUCUAUUUUUUUUUUAUACUUGUAUAAAUAACUAAGAUGCGUGUUAAUGCUUAAUUGUCGAAUAAAAUAAGUUAUAAAGAUAAAUUAAACGGCGCAUGCCAAGUAUAAGUAUUUUAUUUGUGUAUUAUCUAACCUCUGACCCUUUUUAUUGAUCCCUGGAGGUGAAGGAAUAUAAUAAUAUGAAUAAAUAUAAUGGUAAGCCUUA